UUUUUUAUCUUUUUUUUUUUUUUUUGUAGUACGCAUUUGGUUCACUUUAUCGUAUUUAUCCCAUCUCUUUCAGUAAACAUGUCUGCCACUGAUCGUUUGAAUACCAUUAAGGGUCACUUGUCUGGUAAUUAUCCUCAAGGUUUAUUGGCUGGUGAAGUUGCUAUUAUCACAGGUUCUGGACAAGGUAUUGGUAAAAGCUGUGCUGAAGUCUUUGCUCGUGAAGGUGCAUUCGUUGUUGUUACCGAUAUUGAUGCCUCUAAAUCGGAUCAAGUGGCUGCUGAUAUCAACGCUGCCGGUGGUAAGGCUAUUUCCAUUCCCGGUGAUGUUCUUGACGCCAGUUUCCCCGAACGUUUAGUGGAAGAGACUGUCAAGGCCUUUGGCAAGAUCAACCAUAUUGUCAACAAUGCUGGUUUUACUUACGAUGGUAUGCUUCAUAAGAUCUCGGAUAAGCAAUGGGAUGUCAUGCUUGCUGUCCACAACACUGCUCCUUUCAGAAUUGUUCGUGCUGCUGCCAAGUAUCUUCGCAAGAAGGAUGGGCAAAACAAAUCCAUCGUCAACGUCUCCUCCACCUCGGGUCUUCACGGUAACGUCGGUCAAGCCAACUAUGCUACUGCUAAAGCUGGUAUUGUGGGUUUAACCAAGACCAUUGCUAAAGAAUGGGGUAUGUUUGGCGUUCGUUGCAACACGGUUGCUUUCGGUUGGGUCGACACUCGUUUGACUCGUGCCAAGGAGGCUGGUGCUACUAUUGAGGUCGACGGUCAAAAGGUCGCUCUUGGUAUCCCUACUGGUAACAAGUCGGGUGCUAGACCUAAUCCUUUUGCUGACAUUCCUUUGGGUCGUGCUGGUACCGCUGAUGAAGUCGCUGGCUCUGUCUUGACUCUCUGUACUCCUUUGACAAGCUACGUUACCGGUCAUACUCUUGAAGUGACUGGUGGUCGCGGUAUCUAAAUCGCAUCUUAUUCUAUCCAACCUCUCUGUUUUGUUCUUCUUUAUUUAUUCCCAUCUGAUUGACCAACCCUACCCACCCUUUGUACAGUUUUCUGAAAAAUAAUAAUAAAGCAAAUGAUACAGCUACCCAAAAAAAAAAAGAAAAAAAAAAAAA
Messenger RNA from Mycotypha africana, 1102 nucleotides. RefSeq lists its product as uncharacterized. Gene Ontology annotation, molecular function: oxidoreductase activity, acting on the CH-OH group of donors, NAD or NADP as acceptor. The transcript is spliced from 3 exons. Lineage: Eukaryota; Fungi; Mucoromycota; Mucoromycetes; Mucorales; Mycotyphaceae. The record is from RefSeq and is a predicted model, not a curated record. The coding region runs from base 79 to 948 and encodes 289 amino acids.